AUGGGAAUUCUCGCCACUUCGACGACGAACGACUCCAUCAUUAGACCAGUGGGAUUUUACAUUGUCGGAUUUACAUCUUUAAAGUUUUCUGAUUUAUAUUUCAUUUUCCUUACAGUCGUUUAUAUUGUAACGGUUUUGUCCAACUCCAUUAUCCUUUUCAUUAUAUUGACAGAUCAUCGCCUACACACUCCAAAGUACCUUGCUGUGGCUAAUCUGGCGAUCGUCGACUUGAUCUUCAGUACAGCCUUUAUUCCUGGUAUGAUCAAGGCAUUUCUCGUGAAAGAUAACUUUAUGCCCUACAAUGCAUGUCUGACACAGAUGUUUUUUUAUUUGUGCUUUCUAAUUUUAGAGUCGUCUUCACUCAGUGUCCUUGCCUAUGACAGGUUCAUUGCGAUAUGUUUCCCAUUGAGACAAAGCUCUAUCAACACCAGCAUUGUCAUGAUCACAAUUUUAGUUACUGUUUGGUCAUUUUGUGUAAGCAUUGGUUUAUUAUUAGUUUCAAUCGUGACCAGACUGUCUUUCUGUAAUUCUCUCAUUGUGGAAAGCCAUUUUUGUGACUACGGCCACGUUUUCAAACUAGCUUGCAAUAACAGUUUGCAGUGGUCUACUAUCCCGACACUGUUUUUAUUUGUUGUGUUUGGGAAUUUUAGUUUAACUGGCAUGUCAUAUGUCUGUAUUUUGACAGCCGUGUUUAGAAUGAAAAGUGUGGAGAGCAGACACAAAGCACUUGUAACUUGCACAGAACAUGUCAUUCUCGUGGCAAUUUUUUACGGUCCGUUUUUGACGGUGCUCCUCAUUGAGCUUAUCUUAUUCAGCAAGGAAAGGGAUGGUAUUACACUGACCUUGUCGCUAGCAUCAGCCAUACCACCCUGUGUGAACCCAAUUGUGUAUUCCCUGGCAACCAAAGAAAUCAAGAACAGAAUACGGACUAUGUUUCAGAAAGUCAAAGUAGCAGCGUGGGCAGGGCAGGCAUAG
This is a messenger RNA of Conger conger (European conger), 975 nucleotides long. RefSeq names its product olfactory receptor 7G2-like. Gene Ontology annotation, molecular function: olfactory receptor activity; G protein-coupled receptor activity. Lineage: Eukaryota; Metazoa; Chordata; Actinopteri; Anguilliformes; Congridae. Gene Ontology annotation, biological process: G protein-coupled receptor signaling pathway. The record is from RefSeq and is a predicted model, not a curated record. Gene Ontology annotation, cellular component: membrane. Bases 1 to 975 code for a protein of 324 amino acids. The transcript has a single exon.